GCCGGUAAAGUUAUUGAAUUAUAGAAGCGUAUAGGGCAUACUACGUGUAAAGUUGUCGUGGCAGACGGCAUGCAAAAUUCCACUGGUCUUAUUAAGCGAGAGUGAGAUAAAAGGGUGUGAUACCUAUGAUAAACUUGAUCAGCUGGGAGAUUUAAUCACCCCUGGAUCUGCAACACUUCUAAGGCAUCACAAGAUGGAUUAUCGCCGUUUAUUCAACGUGUGUUUUGUCUGUGCUUUUCUGGUGUCGUCUGCUCUCGGGAAAAGAUUCGUUGGGGGUGAUUACACGUUUGAACUGCCCGACAAGGAAAAGACGUGCUUCUCGGAAAUAUUCACAGAUACUUCUAAAAUACUGUUUGAAUUUAAAGUGAUUCGCGGCGGCAACAACGAUGUGGACGUCAAAGUGAUUUCCCCUGCUGGGAAAAUAGUGUACAAGCAAGAGAAAAUAUCCGGGGACAUUGUCACAAUGGAACCGACAUUGGGUGAAUGGAAAUAUUGUUUCAAUAAUGAAUUUUCCUCCAUAUCUCAUAAGACAAUCUUCUUCAGUAUCCGACCAUUCAGCGUGGACUCCCUUUCAAAGGAAGCUGGCGGAAAACAGGUCCCAACAGUCAGAGUUGCUGCUGAAAUGUCUAUGGACGAAAUUCAUGUUAUGAUGUCUCAUGUUAAAGAGUUCCAAACAAGGUAUCGUCUGCGCGAAUCUAUAGGUCGCCAUAUUGCCGAACAACUAAACGGGCGCGUCAUGUGGUGGUCCAUCGCCCAAGCAGUCAUUGUUAUGCUGACAGGCUUUGGACAAGUUAUGGUCUUCAAGACAUUUUUCACCGAACGCAGGACAUCAUCUAAGCUAGAAGACGCCGAAAAGCGAACAUAAUUUGGCAAUAGGGCGACAAUCGUUAAUGGUUUAAGCAGUGUAGUAUACCGGUAGUGCUAUAUAUAGACAAUGUCAUAUGAUGUAGUUUGUCAUGUCAUGUGAUGGUAUCCUGUCGUAAUUGAUUGAUUCACAAUGUAAAACAUUGAAUAACUCUUUGUAUGUUGUAUUGUGUGUUCCGUGUUUGUGCAGAAUAAAUUUUAUGUAUAUAUUGAUA
This is a messenger RNA of Haliotis rufescens (red abalone), 1079 nucleotides long. RefSeq names its product transmembrane emp24 domain-containing protein 7-like. Lineage: Eukaryota; Metazoa; Mollusca; Gastropoda; Lepetellida; Haliotidae. Gene Ontology annotation, biological process: intracellular protein transport; Golgi organization; endoplasmic reticulum to Golgi vesicle-mediated transport. The record is from RefSeq and is a predicted model, not a curated record. Gene Ontology annotation, cellular component: Golgi apparatus; endoplasmic reticulum; endoplasmic reticulum-Golgi intermediate compartment. The transcript has a single exon. Bases 194 to 865 code for a protein of 223 amino acids.